AAUAUCAUUCAGUACAGUUCUUCCCUCUUCUGUACAAUCACAUCUCCCCAGAACCACAAAAAAAAACUCUCCUCGAAAUGCAGAAAAUCAGCCAUCCCUAUAGCUCGUAACCCUAAUACGCGUCCCGUUUCUCACCGCUCGAUCUCCGGCCAUGGACGACGGCCACAUGCCCGGCAUGAACGGGACGGGGACGGGGACGGCGACGCCCCACCACCACAAGAUGAUGAUGACGCACAUGACCUUCUUCUGGGGCACGCAGGCCGAGAUCCUCUUCUCCGGCUGGCCGGGCACCCGGGCCGGCAUGUACGCCCUCGCCCUCGUCCUAGUCUUCGUCCUCUGCGUCCUCGUCGAGUGGCUCUCCCACUGCCACCUCCUCCACCGCGUAAAGCCCCGCGUCGCCGCCGGCGUCCUCCUGUCGCUGCUGCACGCGCUGCGCAUGGGGCUCGCGUACCUGGCCAUGCUGGCGCUCAUGUCCUUCAACGGCGGCGUGUUCCUCGCGGCGGUCGCCGGGCACGCGGUAGGGUUCCUGGCGUUCGCGACGGCGGAGGAGGCGCACCGCCCGCACGGGGAGAAGGCCACCGCAGAUCUACCCUUGAUGAGCUGCUGAUUCGUGACGGGAAUGAGGUGGGUGGUAUGGUAUGAACAUUCGUUUGGUAUACACUGGUUGAAAAUGAUAGUUUUCUUUGCUCUUUCUUUUUUCUUUCUUUCGUUUUAAAGAUGAUGGAAUGAUAUGAUUUACAUCGUUUUGAUGAAGCUGGAGACAAAUUGAAAUAGAGGGCCAUGAGCCCUUCUCUACUGCAGUUCUUGCUGUGUUA
Molecule: messenger RNA, 815 nt
Organism: Syzygium oleosum
Lineage: Eukaryota; Viridiplantae; Streptophyta; Magnoliopsida; Myrtales; Myrtaceae
Product: copper transporter 1-like
Exons: 1
Coding region: 152-607 (151 amino acids)
Biological process (GO): copper ion transmembrane transport; intracellular copper ion homeostasis
Cellular component (GO): plasma membrane
Molecular function (GO): copper ion transmembrane transporter activity
Source: RefSeq, a predicted model, not a curated record